CUUUUCAGUAGGAAAUGAGUCAGGGAUAUUCUGAGGAAUGUAAUUCUGUAACCUCCAAUCAAGGGAUGCACGUGAUGGAGAACUUGCUGGACUUGGACACAUUGUUGCCGACACCGAGUAUGAAGCGUUGGGUCUUUCCACCAUUGUGGAAGACUGGCUGGUUUAACUUUGAAGUGACGGAAAUUUAUGCAGGCGUCAUAUUAUGAGGUUUGUAAUUGUAGUUGAUAUCUCGACGUAUAUCUUCUUUAGAUAAAUUAUCGUUUAUUUUUGAUCAGAUCACCUGUUUGUUCGAUCAGAUCACCUGUUUGUGCGAUUUUUCAUUUUUAGUAAAUUACUUGAAAUUAUCCUCUUCUUCUACUAGCCUUAAAAAUCUUCACAGAGUAUUCAAUACUACUACGUUCUUCUAACUUCCGAUCUUCACAGAUGAAAUACUUCUAGCCUGUCAGAGAUGAAGUACUACUACGUUCUUACUACUACAUUCCUUUCUCUCCUCUUCUAACUUCCGAUCUCGGGCAAAGGAGUGACGACAACGCAUAGUUUCCUCUGCGGCGUGCUUUUUGAGCGCUACUACAGCCAAGGAUUACCCCUGCCCGAACAGGACGAUGGCUUCCCUGCUUGCAAUCCGCAAGGCAGCACCACUCAGUAUCCAGGGGCUCUCGCGCUUGCCGCCACGUGGAACAAGAGGUUGGUGGGUCGUGUCGCGGACAGCAUUGGCGGAGAGUUUCGCAGGAAAAGUGUCAACUGCUUCCUCGGUCCAGCGCUGAAUGUACACCGCGAUCCUUACGGCGCGCGCAAUUGGGAGUUUUUGCCUGGCGAAGAUGCCAUUUUAGGUGCUGAAUUGGCGAAGCAGUUCGUGCGACAACUGCGCUUCAAGCACAAAUUGGUCGUCACGGUCAAGCACUGGCUGAACAACGAUCAAGAAGUGGAUACAACGUCCGCUCUGAAUCCUCUGUUCGCUGAUGGCCGAAUCGUGACGCACAAGGACUACCUGGCGCCCAGGUCCUCGAACUUCAUCGAGGAAGUGAGCAAAAUCUUUCCGCCUUCGGCGUCUCUUGUGUUAUGCAUAUUUGGAAAAGAAAAUGUCGUAGAACUUCUAGCUCUAGGGAAAUAUCUCACUGCCUUUUGAAAAAGGUAUUCAUCCUGACCACGUACGACCGCUUCUUUUGUUACUUGAGAAGAAAAAGAUAUUUCUGAUCGAUAUCUCUAAUCAGCACCUUCGCUCUCGCCCAAGCCCUAGCUGGUCUUGCGACUUUCAACGGUCUAUGGCAAGCCCUGUGGCAGGGAUGGACGACUCCGCACACUCUCUUUAAAAGCAUCACCAAAGGAGCGUUGGCUACGAAUCUGCCGCCUCCACCGUCUUACAGUGCUAACGUCCCUCAGCAGGCUUUAGGACGGGAAAAAGUGCACUCCUAUCAUGCAAAAGAAUAGGCGCGUUCUAAACAAUAGGAAGGUGCCUAUUGUUUUUAUUUCAGAAUAUGAGUGUACUUACACUUUGUCCUUUCAUAGGCCUCCAUGGAAAUCUAUUCCAGACCGUUCAGGGAGUCACUUGCCGCUGGCGCUGGUGCGGUGAUGUGCAGCUACAAUCGAGUGAACAACACAUCGCCAUGUGAGUUUGAGGAAUUGUAUCAAAAGGGCAUUUUUGACCAGGCGCUGUACGAACAAGAAGGGUUUGAAUUGUACGUUGAUCAGAACUACGAGUAUAAUAAGGACGAUGAGGACAUCGACGCGGACAAAACUUCUUCUACUUCUUCUUUUCCCAGCACUUCUUCUUUUCCCACUUCUAGUACACAUCAACUCGAGCAACUUCUUCUAGACGAGGACAACUUCUUCGCAGACGAACACACCUCCUCGACUGCGACUGGUGAACAACCACAUUUUCUUCGCGACCACGUCCUAGUGAUGAGUGAUUGGUCGACCGCGGUUGAUAAUGGGACAAGAUCUUUGAUCGAUGCCCAGAUGGACAUUGAGAUGCCAGCUCUGUACCGCACUCAAUACGCGAUUGCCGAACUCUUCGCUAAGCCAGAGAAGUAUCCUCAGUUAAGGGUUUGGGUGUCAGAAAUUUUUGUUUUAUCUCCAGAGGCAGGCGAUCAUCAUCUGCACCGAUCAUAGGAAGUAAUCAUCAAAGAGAUUUUUUCGCGAGAUGAAGAUUCUACUUGAGAUGGAUAAUUCCUCACACCUCUAGCAGCUCUAACAUAGUACCAGAAGAUCUUAGAUGAAAAAGUGAAACAUACCUUGCAGGUGAUGGCGGAUCAUGGUCAAUUAGGUACUGAAGGCGUGUUUUUGGAGCAAAAGCAGGCACACAACUUCUUGUGGGUGAAUACCACUGGUCCAGAGCAGAAACGUGUAGCACGUGAUGCAGCUGCAGAUGGGAUCGUUUUGUUAAAGAACGAUAGGAAUGCAUUGCCGAUUUCUCUUAGUAUUAAGGCUAGUAGUGUUGCAGAAGAUGAUGGGCAUGGGCAUCAUCUACGCUUGUACGGCUGUUCUGAUGGCAUUCAGAUGGCUGCGGGAGGCGGUUCUGGUAGUGUGGAAGCUUCUUAUGCGACGAGCGUGGAAGACGGGGUAAGGAUGGCGAUGCAGAAGUCGAAAAACGAUCAUCUACACAAACAGACCCAAACUACUUGGACGGGGGGUUCAUCAUCCAACAAGAAUAAAAAAUCAAGUCAUAGUACUUCUAGUACAGAAGGACGAGGUGUGAAAUCUCUCAGUGUCUACGCUUUGAAUAGGACGAUGGUGGAGCACACAGUACUUGUUGAGGGUGAUCACGAGAGUCCUCCCAGAGGUCAAAUCACAGCUGUUGUCUGUCUCCACGCACGCUCCACGCCUGACGAAGUAGAUCAGCCAAGAACCGGGGAAUCUUUGCAGCCUAGUUUAAGGCUCAGCUUUCAAUGGUCAUUGGGGUUGGUCACUGAGAUCGAAGAAGCGACCCCUUUAGAGAACAGGGGAAAAGGAAGGGAAAGGGGAGAGCUUUGAGGGGAGUCUCUUCCGUUCAGCAUCAGUGGCCAUUGAGUGCUGAGCUUUAACUAGUAAACUGCCGCCUCGCACUGCCGCUUUUGAUUUUUCUGCUCUGCAGAGUGAGCUCGAUGCAGCUCACGGCGGUUACCGCGUGGUCGUGUUCGUCUCCUCUCCAGGCGUCUUCCUCGCAGACACACUAGGCGUGGAGCAGCUGCCCGGCGAAUUGGCCGCCAAAGGGCUUGUACUUAAGGCUGCCCCGCCUAAUCCAUCUCCUCUUUAGGGAUGAUCCCUCAAGCAUUCAUGUGCACCCCAAUACAAGGGACCCAUACUCACGCAUAUGCUUGAGGUAUUUGGAUGAAUAGGGGAGAAGUCUAAUGUACAUGCAGGACUUCUGCCGGAGUCUAGCGUUCCCCGUGCCUUGAACUACGUCGACGCGUUGCUGGUGGGCUUUUUUCCGGGAGAACAGGCAGGCUUGGCAGUGGGAGACCUCCUGUUUGGGCAUGUCUCGCCUAGUGGAAAAUUGCCGGUUACCUUGCCCAGAAGAGACGCUCUUUUGCAGUUCGAACCAGAGCAGUAUCCGGGAGUGCGAGCGCCGAUGGCCAGUGGAGGAGAGGACACGUUUUUGCCGCCAUUAUUAAGGCAACCGCUCAAGCACAUGUCCUUCACGCCAUGUAUGAUCCUUGGCACUUCUUUUCCUACUUGAAAAUAAGGGGCCAAGGAUGCGCUCAGGGGGAUGCUAGGGCGGGGAUAGCUUGUUCAGACAUGCUCGGACGGGCUCUAACAUGACCGGAUCGAUUGUUUGGAGAGACCACUGGUCAGAUGGGUUUCGACUCGGCUGGCAACUACUACGGCAGUUUGGUGUAUCCGCACGCGCCUGUUCAGGGAGUUCAGACUUACUACUCCGAGAACCUGGAGAUCGGCUACCGCUGGUUUGAGGCAAACAAGGUGGCGCCGUUGUUUGCGUUUGGGUUUGGACUGAGCUAUGCUGGACCAUUCGAAUUGGGUAAUGUGACACUGCGUGUCGUUGGAGGAGAGAAGAAGAACUCCUACUAUUAUCAACAUGAUGCUUUGUUGUCCUCUACUAUGCUGGGUGCAACUGCAAGAACUCUUGUUCUGGCAGAUGACGAAGAGUCUGCAGACAUCAAGGUCCUCAUGAACCAGACAUCUAGAAGAUCUUCUUCAUCUUCUAGCAACAAGCAUGAAAAGAGCAGUCGUGAGGAGGCCGAGCAGUCACUAGUGACUAAAGAGCACGAAAAGACGGUGGAACAGGGCGAGAAAACGACUACGCAUUCAGAAUCAGCCGGUGUCGAGGAUAGGGAGCAGAAGAGGACGAGACUUGAAACUUCAACAGCUUCGGAUGAUCAUGAGCCUAGAGGCAGGAGCAUCGUGGAAACAAGAAAUACCACGGUUGAAGAGCAAAAGGUGUCGACAAGAGAAGGAGAUCAUCGUCUUCAAGGACAUUCUCAUCUUCACAAGACGGACACUUCAAGCAAAGAACCCUCCUCAAGCAAAGAUAAAGAACAUUCUCAUCUUCACGUGGCGGACACUAAGAGCCACGACAAGACGGACGAUGUUGAGAAAGACCACAUCAUGAAGACCACAUCUUCAACGCCUCCGUCCACCUCUUCAGAGAAGCAACCUCCACCUCCAACAUCAACGUCCGAAGGGAAGAAACUCUUCGCUUCGUCAACAACCAAGAGUUCUCCUUCUCUCACUCGUGGCCGUCUUGUCCCUAGUUUCUGCAUCUCCAACACGCAUUCGGAUCGCAGUGGUUCAGAAGUCGUCCAAUUGUACGCUCAGCAUGCAGGUCGCCGGUUCAAGGAGUUGGUAAACUUCGUCAAGGUCGAGGAUAUUCAACCAGGUGAGACACGUUGCAUUUGCGAGAAAGACGAUGGCAACUACAACUCUCUCGCAGUGACAUGGCCGCUUCAGAUCUGGAGUGCAGAGAAACAGGCCUUUGUCGCAAGCGAGCGUCCUAAAUUGUUUCUGGGAACGAGCAUGCAAGAUGCUAAGGAGAUAGGGCUCUAGUUCUUAUGCAGGGUGAUUUUAUUUUUUUGAGAUUCAAUCUUUUCAGAUUAAGAUUCAUGAUGUUCAUAAAAAUCUAUGUUGAUUUUUUGUUAGUUCCAUAUAUGAGUAGUUCUUCGAUCUAGAUGCGCUGUCAACAUGGAAGCUUUCGUUGUAGGUUGUAAUGUCUUGUCGAUGGCGCAUAGUACUCGCAAGAGUGGAUACUCACAUACCGCUUCUUCUCGACAAAAACAUAGUUCGAGUUUAUUUUUUUUGCGUAAGCCUUAGUGCAAGGUUUGAAAUCUUAUUUGAAUUUUGUGAAGUUGAAGAGAACAGAGUAAAGCCAUUAUUUGUAUGUGAAUUUUGCAAGCUCUGCAUAUUCGAGUCACAACACUUUUCCAACAGCAGAGUGUCCUAUUGUGACUGCAUUCUAUCCUCCUUUUAGUGAUACCAGUAGAUAAUCACAGAGCCUCCAUUGUUCUGUUUUGUGAAGUCUUCGUGAAUAGCCCAAGCAGGUCGAAUCAAAAGACCCAAUUAUGGGGGUGUAAUUAAGACAAGUGACGAUAAACAAGAUGAUCGAACUAUGAAUGUAAGCAUCUAUGUCCUC
This is a messenger RNA of Amoebophrya sp. A25, 5563 nucleotides long. NCBI's taxonomy places the organism in Eukaryota, Dinophyceae, Syndiniales, Amoebophryaceae. The record is from the annotation of a GenBank genome assembly.